GUCCCUCCUGCUGGAAGCACCAGCCUUGCCCAGAUUUUUUUUGUCUCCUGUACUCCACUUGCCCUGACAGCAGCAGUGAGGUCCUUAGGAACACAAAGAGGACACAAUUAAGAGGUCUUUCUCUUAAUCUCUCCAGACUGUGUGACAGAAUCUAUGAGAUCUGGAAUAGGAAUAACUCAAAGCAACUGUCUCUGUGUGGAAGUAUUUCUCUUGAGCCCACUGCCUCCCUGUUUCACUACCUUACCUGGCACAGUCCCAUUGCAGCUCCAGCACCCUUGUGAAUCAUUAACAGGGUAAGUUCAGCUGCACCUUUCACAGCUUGUCCUUUCACACAGUUUUCUUUCCCAGCUCCCAAAUGUUUAAUUCAAACAAGGUACAGAGAGAGAAGAGUAAAAAAGGUUUUAUGUGAAUCUGCAUCUGAUGACAACAUGACAAGCAGCCAGCACAAUAGUAGGAAAGUAUGCCCUAUCUUUGCACUCAUGGUGGGCAAGCUUUGGGUCCUCUUUGCAACUUGUUUGUCCUUUGCUCUGGCACUCUACAGACAUCCCUGUUCCUGCUCUUACAGGCGGCAGUCUUUUUUGGGGCUUGGAAUUGGAGUUAAAAGUAUCUCUCAGUCUCUUUCAUUAACUUUCUGGACCUGUUCCUUUACUAGCAGCACCUGGUCACUCACACCCCUGGAAUAAACUGCCAUUUCCGUACUUUUUGCUGAGUGCAGGGUGGAGUUUUCUGGUUCUAGGCUGGUCAAAGUAGGCGGGCAGUGUAGAGCAGUCAGUCCUAGAGCUGAGAUGUACAUGAAGAGGACAGGAAAGGGCAGGCACGGGAUGUAGGUGGCACGUGUGUACGAGACCCCAGCAUGAAGGCAGAGCGCCUGUACAUGAACGCACAGUUGUUCGUGUGACUGCCUGGAGGCGUGGGUACCACAGCGCUGAACGUGUGUGAGCGCAGCUUUGCUCGAGUCAGGUCUGGUGGUGCUUCAAGAGGACUUGUUAAGGUCCCUUGCAAUCAUGGUGAAGUCUAGAAGAGUACAGGUGCUCCUGAUUCUGGUAGUUCUGUCCUUCCUUCUGAUCCACUUCCUACCCUGCAGCAACAAUGCCCACAUGGAAGAAAAACCUUCUCCUGUCCACAUCCUCAUUCUCUCCUCCUGGCGGUCAGGAUCCUCCUUCACGGGACAAAUCUUCAGCCAGCACCCCAGCGUUUUCUACCUGAUGGAGCCUGCAUGGCACGUUUGGGUUAAGAUGUACCAGAACAGUGCCAAAGUCUUACACAUGGCAGUGCGGGACUUAGUCAGGUCAGUCUUUCUGUGUGACAUGUCUGUGUUUGAUGCUUAUAUGUCUAGCCAGAAGAAAAAGUCUGAUUUAUUUCAGUGGGAGACAAGCCGAGCCUUGUGCUCCCCACCUGCCUGUGACUCAUUCAGUCGCAGCGACAUAAUCACUGCAGGCAAUUGCAAAACAAUCUGUGGCAAGUACCCAUUCAGCAAGGUGGAGGAAGCUUGUAAAACCUAUAGCCACGUUGCCAUCAAAGAAGUUCGGUUCUUCGACCUGAAAGUUCUCUAUCCUCUUCUCACUGAUCCAUCCUUGAACCUCAAGAUCAUUCACUUGGUACGUGAUCCUCGGGCUGUGUUCAGGUCCCGAGAGAAUACAAUGGCAGACCUGAAACGUGACACUAACAUCGUUGUGGGGUCUCAGAAGACAAAGGGAGAAAUGGGGCCCUACAACACAAUGCAAGUAAUCUGCAAAAGCCACGUUGAGAUCUACAAGGCAGGAAGUCAGGCUGCUCCAAGCUUCCUGAAAGACCGGUAUCUGCUGGUUCGCUAUGAGGACAUUGUCAGAGACCCGUUAGCAAGGGCUGCUCAGAUGUACAGGUUUGCAGAACUCCAUUUCACACCAGAGCUUCAGAAGUGGGUCCACAACAUCACCCAUGGGAAAGGUCAUGGAGCACAGGCCUUUGAUAUUGGCUCGAGAGAUGCACUGAGAGUAUCCCAGGCAUGGAGAAAGACACUUCCUUUCAAAAAAAUAGAGAAGGUGCAAAAUGUGUGCAAAGAUGCAAUGGAUUUGCUGGGCUAUCGGCUUGUUCAGUCUGAAGAAGAGCAGAAAAAUAUGUCUCUGGAUCUUUUGUUUGCCCAGAACACCUCUGAGCAUCAAAUUUUGAAGGCAGAAAAGCUGGUCCCUACACUUACUCUCUGAAGUGCUGAACUAGAGCAAAAGAGGACAGAGGUACAGGCAUAGAAGCGCAGGAGUGUGUGCAUGGAUGCAAGGGCAAGUGGUACAAGAACCCUGACUACAUUCAGGAGAGCUCUCAGAAGCACACGGUCACUCUCCAAGACCCCUGGGGAUUCAGCCACAAUGGAGGCUAAAGUAAUGCAAGUCUGUUUUCCAAAUUAAUUGUUUAGGUUGGAGCAUACAGAAUGCCAAAGGAGUAGGACCAAAUAACAGAAGCUCAAACCCCCCACAGACCACAGCUGAAGACUAGGGAAACCACAUAGAGCAAUUGCACUUCAAAGAUGAAAUAUAAAAGGAAGCUGAAUGAAGAAAACAUUACUUGACAUGCUGCCAUGCAGGAUACGUAGUGCCAGAAAAAAACGCGAGGAUGACUGGACAUUUGGUUUCUGGAAAGAUGUUGGGUUUUGUGGGUUGUUUUUUGAAUGGUUGAGUUUUCAAAUCCAGUUUUCCUUUUGCUCCACUCGUGUGCCUGAGUAUCCAGCCUUGGUGGCAAAGGUGGGGAAAUGUUUGUGUUCACUUACUGUAUAGUGGGAAAAUGGAAUAAACCAGCUAUUACUGAAAAUAAAAACUCCUCGGCUUUCAUGUGGGAAACCAUUUCUGGGAUUGUGUGAACCCAUUUAUUUUGUAGCUGAAAUAAUUCUGUCUUCCUGCUUUCAAACCCAAGAACAGUUGUUUUCCUGGGAAUUCCCACAGUCCACAUGGGUGGCAGAAGAAUUCACGCUAAGGUUGAAAUCCUAAAGACAAGGUAAAGACACAAAUUUCAUUGGCAUAUAUACUGAAACUGAGAAGAUAGGUUAAUGGGAGUGGAUUGAAGAAAACAAUAGAUCAGGAAGUUAUCCUAUUGAAAUAUUUCGUGAGAGUAUUUCUUGUCUUGGAGCACAAAAAAAAAUAUAUUUAAUGGACUAUGCCAUUCUCCACUGUCUCCAUUGGAGAUGCCAUUCUCCCACCUCCAAUGGGAAUAUAGAGUUCAAACCUGAACAACAGAAUUGUUUUCACCUGGUUUUAAGUGUUCCAGAAGACACUGAGAAAAACUUGCUACCAGAUUUGGGGAGGAGUGAAAUGCCUACAGAUAGCUAUUUCUGAACAACUUCUUUCACGUGUAUACAAAUAUGACUGCUCCAGGCAAUACUAGAAAGAAACUUCUUUGAGCUACAAAAAGAACCUUCCUGACCUUUUGUGAUAGUACAGAAACCUGAUACGAAUAUGGAAACCCAAACUGUCUCCAGCAUGUUGAAAGGAAGAUAACUGUGUUGUAGAGCAGUUUUGCUAAACAAGACCAUUGCAACACUAUGGUGCUGCUGAGAUGUGUACACAGUCCAAGCUAGAAGGGGAAUUUUCAGCUGUGAGAGGUGACAGCUGUUCAUGAACCUGGUCAUCAGCAAUCUUGGAUAUCAAACCAAGCUGGUAACAUUUCUAAU
Molecule: messenger RNA, 3637 nt
Organism: Sturnus vulgaris (Common starling)
Lineage: Eukaryota; Metazoa; Chordata; Aves; Passeriformes; Sturnidae
Gene: CHST4
Product: carbohydrate sulfotransferase 4
Biological process (GO): carbohydrate metabolic process; N-acetylglucosamine metabolic process; sulfur compound metabolic process
Cellular component (GO): Golgi membrane
Molecular function (GO): N-acetylglucosamine 6-O-sulfotransferase activity
Source: RefSeq, a predicted model, not a curated record